AUGAAGAGGGGGCCGGGCUCAGACGACAAAGCAGCCUGUCGUUCCAUAGAAAAUGAUCUCAUGGAAUGCUGGCGAUCCAAUAGUAGGCUCAGGUCUCGUUGUGAUUCGCGAAAACAGGACUUUUCGACUUUCACACUCCCGAGGGCCUCACACAUUAGGGGCCUGUAUAUUUUGUUUCGGGCGCGGUUCGUUACCACUCGAUCCACGCAUGGCCCGCUGACAGGUCACCCACGAUACGAGUCUAUCAAUACGGAACCAAAUCGCUUUGCUAACAAGCAGAGGACUGCAGUUGUAGCUUGUAGCCAGUGGCUGGGGGGCGACUGGGAGAUAUUGGAGGCGUGGAAUGCGAUCUGGGAUCGGCAAGCCUUCUUUCAACGUUCAAUGGCGUGUCUGCACAGCCCUGCGCCAGCUGUUUUCCGGGGAUUGAAAGUCAAAUCGAUGAUGACCUUGAUGACAAAAGAAUAUCCUCAUUCCUGCGCGGCGAAGAUAAGCAUCUGGCCCCCGCGAAAAUUGUGGCCUUACAACAUGACCACCGAGUUACGAGACAACUCGUGCCGCCCACUCGCAACGAAAGCGGGCAGGCGAAUUAACAGACCUAGAUAUGCGGCUCGGAAGGCUCCGGGGUUGAACGUCGAAAUCCGCAAGACCCGGAAGCAAAAGGUUAUGGCGUGGUUGUUGCCGGCGGCCAGGGCAAUCCGAUGA
This is a messenger RNA of Colletotrichum paranaense, 702 nucleotides long. RefSeq lists its product as uncharacterized. NCBI's taxonomy places the organism in Eukaryota, Fungi, Ascomycota, Sordariomycetes, Glomerellales, Glomerellaceae. The record is from RefSeq and is a predicted model, not a curated record. Bases 1 to 702 code for a protein of 233 amino acids. The transcript is spliced from 3 exons.